AUGGGCGAGAGGGCUAUGGAGAAUACGUGGAUGACAGACAAGCCGGAAAAAUUGAGGAGGAGAACGGAUUUUUUCACUGUUCUGGAUAGUGUCGGGGGUAUCUGGCAGGCCAUUGGGAAUUUUCCCAUGUGCUUUGGUGGUUCUGAUAAUUUAAAUAAAUUCCGCUUCAGUAAAUCCAUUCUGGGGUAUGAUGCGGUUUUGUUAUUUACGUCUUUGGGGUUCAUCACUUCCGCUUUUUUAGAGAUGAAAUUUUUGAACAGGAUGGAUUAUAUCGUAUUGGCAGUAACGUCGAUCCUUCGAGUAGUCUCAUCAAUUCUGUGUUCCCUGAUGAACAUGUUGAUGUGGAUUUUUUAUCACAAAGAUUUCAUAGAUGCUAUGGACUUUCUAGCGUCCCAGAACUUGAUUCUUCAGCAAUUGGGCUGUCGGCCGGACUAUUCAACUUGUCGCAAGAUGAUUGGGGCGUACGUUUAUGGGACGCUGACGAUAGUAGUUGGUCUGGUGAUUUAUGAUUUCUAUUAUGCUAUAAUCACCUGGGCCAGUGAAUCACCCCUGACGUUGGCCCAAUGGUUCUUCUUGAAUGUACCACCCGUCAUCCAAGUGAUGACACCCACAAUAUUCGGAUCUCUCGUCAUAAUUCUCGGUCUCCACUUUCGCGCGCUAAACGCUAAGCUGAUGGUAAUUAGAGACAGAAGUAAUUCAUCACCACCAAAGGUCGUAGAACUGUUGAACGAUUGCGCCGAGGGCGUUCGUCUCGUCGCUAAGGUCCAUUACAAUCUCUGCAAAAUAGCUAAAUUCAUCAACUGGAUAUUCAAUGGAUUUUUUGUAGUUGUCGUUGCCACUGCUUUUGUAAUUCUCAGCUCAUCUCUCUACUUCAUCUUCAACGAAGUAGUUAGACCUGAGGACACAAACUACCUCUCAAUAGGAAAUUAUGUAUGCUGGCAAAUUACCACAGCUGUUCCCAUAAUAGCCACUGUAAUCAUCUGCAAUUGGACGUCCAACGAGGCCGAACACACGGGGAAGUUAAUUCACGAAAUUCACGUCGACAGUACAGAUUCAAAACUCUACCAGAUUAUUCGUUCACUGUCUCUCCAACUCCACCACCAGAAGAUGGAAUUCUCGGGGGCCGGACUCUUCCCCAUCAACUCAUCCCUCCUGCAAACGAUGAUUGGCACCAUGACGACAUCUCUCGUUAUCCUCAUUCAGUUCCAGCCAUCGCUCGGCUGA
Molecule: messenger RNA, 1224 nt
Organism: Diachasma alloeum
Lineage: Eukaryota; Metazoa; Arthropoda; Insecta; Hymenoptera; Braconidae
Exons: 9
Coding region: 1-1224 (407 amino acids)
Biological process (GO): sensory perception of taste
Cellular component (GO): axon; neuronal cell body; membrane
Source: RefSeq, a predicted model, not a curated record